AUGACAUAUCCAAAACCGGUAGAUGACAGUGGUGAUGAUAUCCCGGGCCUCGUUGGCAAAAAGACAAUGAAGAAUUGGCUGAAAACACAGGAUCCUGACGUAGUAGGAUCAAGUGGUGAAAAUCCUGCCUUUACCACUACACCAUCUGCCAGCCGAAUCGGCUCACUACCACCACGUUCUCCACCAACUACUACAAAAUCAGAAGAUGAAGAAAUUUCCGAAUCAGAAAGCGACGAUAGUGACGAAGAGAGUGAGGAAGAGGAGAACGCUGACGAGUGCAGUUUCGACAAGCUGGCGAACAAGCAGUCAGGUUGGAUGUCCCACACGCAUUUCUAUAACUUCAGCGACUGGAAAAGCCGCACUGCACUAGGUGGCCGACUUAAAACAACGCCAUUACAAAAGAGAAAAUUGUCAAUAUGCGCCCUUGCAUUUGAAUAA
Messenger RNA from Gongylonema pulchrum, 438 nucleotides. The record is from the annotation of a GenBank genome assembly. NCBI's taxonomy places the organism in Eukaryota, Metazoa, Nematoda, Chromadorea, Rhabditida, Gongylonematidae.